AUUUGACCAGCCUGUUUGGUUGGUUAAUGGUACAUACUGUCAGCACAUCCACAAACCUCUCUGUCCCUUGUGCUAAAAUAGAAUAACUAAUUCUUCAUCCUAACAGAUUUAACCAACCAUUAUCUCAGAUUAUUUUCUUUUCAAAGGGCCAAGAGCUUUCAAAUGUAAAGUUGGACUCAAAGAACCUACCUUUUUCAUCAGAGGGUUCUUUUGAGUUCCAACGCCCUUUGCUUUGGAGAUUCAUUCUACCUAGAGGGGCUUUUCAUCCUUCAUCUUUGUUUCUUUCACAUAUACUAUAUAUAUUUCCAAGUUAGAGCAAAGAUAUGAGAAAGGUGGAUUCUCCAAGGGGAGAGGUUGGAGAGAUUGACACAAGGGUUCCAUUCCAAUCUGUCAAAGCUGCUGUUAGUUUAUUUGGUGAAGUAGCAGUCCGUAGGGACAGAUUCGCUGUCAAGAGAAGAUCAUCAGAGAAUGUAUUUGAAAAGGAGACACAACUUAUCCUGGCCCAAAAAGAAUUAUGUAAGUUAAAGAAACACGUAGCUAGUGCUGAGACCACGAAAGCUAAAGCACUUUCUGACCUUGAGAAGGCCAAGGAGACCCUUGAGAGUUUGACAACCAAGCUGAACAAUGUGAGAGAAUCCAAGGAAUCAGCAAUCAAAGCGGCUGAAGCUGUGAGGAAUAUGGGCAAACCAUUUGAAAAGACACUAUCCCUAAAAGCUAUAGGAUAUGAAGCUUGGAAACAAGAACUGGAAAAUGCAAGAAACGAGUAUACGACUAAGGUAGCCGAACUAGAUUCUUCCAAGCAAGAACUCACGAAAAUCAGGCAGGAUUUUGAUGCAGUUUUGGAGGCAAAGCUAGCUGCAUUGCAGGCAACAGGAGAAGCUCAGCGUUCUGCAAAAUUAAACUCAGAAAGGAUCGGUGAACUCUCGGAGGAAAUUGCAACCAUGAAAGCAUCGAUAGAACAAUUGAAGCUUGCCUCUGCACAAAAUGAAACCCAAUCCGACUUUUAUAAAACUGCAAAAGAAGAAGCACAGAAAAAACUGGAGGCCUUAAAGAAUGAAUAUGAUGAUCCAGAACUAAUCCAAAGUCUAGACUCCAAACUUGCCGAAACAAGUGCAGAGAUUGAGGUUCUUCAAGAGCAGAUGAAAAAGAUCCAUGCUUCCAAGAUGGAUUCUGUGAAACUUCUAACUUCAGAACUCAAAGAAGCCACAAAGACACUACAGGAUGUUGCUGCAGAAGAAAUCUCCCUUAAAAAGCUAGUAUUUUCUCUUAGGACAGAAUUGAAACAAGUGAAGAAAGAGCAAGAUGAACUUAAGGAUAAGAAACAAGCAGCAGAAGUUCUUGCUUUUAACCUCACUGGUGAAAUGCAAAAGAGCGCAGAAGAGGCGGGGCCUCAGCCAGGUACCGUGGAUGCCAAUGUUUUCUACAUGCAAAGUUGUAAAAUCCAGAAGCUACAAUCGGAGACAGAAGAUGCAAGAAGAGAAGCCGAAGAGAUGAGCAGAAAGGCUCAGGAACUGAAGCAAGAAGCUGAAGCAUCCCGAGCAGCGGCUGAAGAAGCAGAGAAAAAGCUAGAACUUGUUUUGGAAGAGGCUAAAGCAGCAAAAGCAGCAGAACAAAAAGCCAUUAAAGAGAUGAAGAUUAUCUCCGACGUGCAAAGUAGACUCUCGAUUUCAAAAUUCAGCGGAAAGAUCAGGAUGUCAAAGGAAGAGUUUGAGUCACUGAAUGGAAAAGUGAAGGAAUACCAAGAAUUGGCAGAAAAGAAAGAGGCAGUUAUCAUGGCUGAGUUGCAAGGAAUGUACACGAGGAAAAAUGAAUUAGACAUAAAGGUGGAAGCUAACCUGAAAUCUGUUGAGGAAACAAAGGCUGCAAUGGAGACGGCUUUGUGGUAUGCAGAGAUGGCAAAUUCUGCAAAAGUGGCAAUUGAACGUGAAUUAAGGAGAUGUCGUCAACCUGAUAGUACAUCUUCACCGAUAUCAAAUUGUUCAGAUAAUUCUUCGAUGUUGAGCAUCUAGAACUGAAAGCAGAGAUUCAAAAGCUAAAUGGGAAA
Molecule: messenger RNA, 2044 nt
Organism: Medicago truncatula (barrel medic)
Lineage: Eukaryota; Viridiplantae; Streptophyta; Magnoliopsida; Fabales; Fabaceae
Product: WEB family protein At1g12150
Exons: 3
Coding region: 324-2009 (561 amino acids)
Biological process (GO): chloroplast avoidance movement; chloroplast accumulation movement
Cellular component (GO): cytosol
Source: RefSeq, a predicted model, not a curated record